Molecule: messenger RNA, 3355 nt
Organism: Biomphalaria glabrata
Lineage: Eukaryota; Metazoa; Mollusca; Gastropoda; Planorbidae
Product: vacuolar protein sorting-associated protein VTA1 homolog
Exons: 7
Coding region: 47-952 (301 amino acids)
Biological process (GO): late endosome to vacuole transport via multivesicular body sorting pathway
Cellular component (GO): multivesicular body
Source: RefSeq, a predicted model, not a curated record
CAUAUCGAGAGUGAACUCCCCUUUAUCUUGUAAUAAACAACAAAAAAUGUCUGCUCCAGGAAUAGCGACGAUACCACCGAGCUUGAAAGGAGCAAUUCAAAAAUAUAUUAGAGUGGCUGUAGAACAUGAUAAAAGAGAUCCAGUUAUAGCGUAUUAUUGUCGACUGUAUGCAAUGCAACAAGCUAUGGCAAUAGAUAAAAGUUCUCCAGAAGCUCGGCAGUAUCUUGUGUCUCUCAUGGACUUCCUUGAAAAGUCCAAGAACCAGUUAAAAGAUGAACAAGCUGUGCAUAAUGAAAUAAUUGGCCAAGCUCAUGUAGAGAAUUAUGCCCUGAAGCUCUUCCUUUAUGCUGAUAAUGAAGACAGAGCGGGACACUUUGGCAAAAAUGUGAUAAAAGCUUUCCUGACCUCCAGCUUAUUGAUGGAUGUUUUAACAACGUUUGGUGAUCUUAGUGAAGAUAUUGAAAAGAAUAGAAAGUAUGCAAAAUGGAAAGCACUGUACAUAAAUAAAUGUAUUCAAAGUGGGGAGACUCCUAUUGCUGGUCCACUGCCUGAAGAUGGAGAUGGCUACGAUAUUCCUGGUAUUGGCUUUGAGAAUGUAGCUGGUCCAAGUGAGCCACCUAAUCACAUGACCUUCAGUACAGACAGCGGCCUUUACCCAGCACCUGGUGCACAUGCUCCACCCAGCACCCCACAGGAUCCACCUGCAUCCACACAGCAGCCCAUCCCUCAGAGAAGUCCACAGCCGACGCCUAGGGCUGCAGUUUCUCAGACUGUUACACCUGACUGGGAGCCACCCCCUAAUCCAGCUGGCCUUAAGCUGACACCAGAGCAGUUUCAGAAAGGGAUCAAGUAUUGUAAGUUUGCUAGUUCUGCCAUGCAGUACGAGGACGCCAAAACUGCGAUUGACAAUCUAACCAAGGCUUUAAGGCUGCUGACCACUGGAAAGGAAUGACCCACUCUGUAGACUGAAUGCCUAGAUGAAUCAUUUUUUCUAAAUAUUUCUGUUUGUAUUUAUAUCAUGCCAUGCUCAUGCUGCGACCCUUGUUGUCAGGAAAUAACAAAAUUGCAAUUUAUUUUUUAUAAUUAUUGUUAUAUCUGAUUGCCAUUCAUGUCUGAGAAAUAGUUUUUUCUUCAUGGUGGACUUAUCACUGUUUGUUGUUCAGAUUUAGUCCUGUGAACUGUUGGUGUGAUAAGAUUGGGCAGGAAAAAAUUACCUAGUAGAAAUCUUAAAAGAGUUUAAAUUUGUAGUUACUUAAAACAUGCAGUUUGCUUCAGGAAAUAGAUAUGCUUAAAGUAUUUGUGAAAAUUGUAAAGAAUGUUUUUUUUAAUAUUUUUUUUUUUGUUUAUAUAAAUUAAAAGUGAAACUGUUUGAGAGCAGCUGUCUAUAAUGGACUUGUUAGUGAUUGCUUUAUUGUAAUGAUAAAUAGUACUACUACUUUUUUUGUUUUUUGUAUUUUAAAUUAUCAAACUUAGUUGCACUUUUUUAUGAUGCAUUUAGAGGUUUUAAAGAGUUGCGGAUAAUGUACAUAUCAAUUAAGCUAGCAACAAACUAAGCAAAUCCAUGAAUGCACUUUUUUUUAUUUUUAAAGUUGAAAAAUAAGCAAUCUUCAAAACUAAAGUGUUUUAAUGAUAACAUUUUAUAUAGCAUUUUUCCCUACCAGGGGCUGACAUUUCUUAAAAUGUUACAUUUUUCAAGUCUCUUCCAUAGGCAUUACCUCUAACAGCAAUAAAAUCUAAUUAAAAAAUAGAAUGACCUUAAUUGGAAAAAGAAUAUCAUAUGUUAAUUUGAAAGAAAGCUCCCUUUCUAGGUUAUGUUUUGCAUGAUCAUCAAAAACCAGGGCUUAGAUUUAACCUAGAUCUAGCAAAGAUUCUCAUUUAGUACUGCAGUAAUGAAAAAUUCAGCAUAGAUUGGAACAGCAGCACUUUUUUUUUUUCAUAAGCCUUUACAUUUGCAUGUAUUCUAUUCUUUAUUGACUGACAUUCAAUUAUUUCACAAGCUAUUGUAAUUUUAUUUCUGUUCUACAUCUUGUUAAAUAUCUGGCUAUGUGGUUGGGAGCUUAGUAAGCUAAUAAGGCAUGAACUCAAAACCUGGCCAUUCAUGUAUAUUUCCCGGCAAUCUUUCUCAUAGAUCACAAGGUCUGAAAGGGAAACUUUACUUUUAUCUUUCUCAAGUUUUCAAUUUGUAUAAGAUAAGCUCAUCAAGUAUCUUAGCUCUAUUUCUGUUGAAAUGUUAUAUGUUAUUCAAAGGGGCAUAACUUAGCUACCCAGUUUAAAUGUUGAAUAUCAUUGUUACUUUUACAGUUGGCAUGUAAGAGAAUAGCUUUAAGAUUUUUUAAAAUUCUUUCCUUGAUUCAUUAACUACUGUGUUCUGAUUUGUGUCUAGCAAAUUCUGUUUGAUGAGAUGGUCUGUGAAUUGGAGUUUUACAGUAAUUUUCUUUUGGAGAUGUUAUAUCAAAUAUUUUUUAUUAUUGAUAAUUUAAAUGACUUUGUACUUUUCCUGUUGUAAGUCUUUAAAGAUUUACCCUUAGAGUCUGUCUCUUUCAUUUUUCUUGACUGUCUCUCAGACAGUCAUCAUUUAUCAAGUUUUAUACUGCUAAGCUGUAAGCUCUUGUUCGGUAAGUGCCAGAGGAAAAAAAAAAUCUGUUGUUCAUCUCAGCUUCAAGCUAGCACAGCAUACAUAUGUAAGCUAGUCUUAGUUAAGAUGUGGAAUAUAGUUUAAAACAUUUCAAGUCGAUCCAGACUGCUAAUUAUUUCUUUCUUAGUUCCUCUUAAUAUUUUGGCUAACUUUGAUGUUCAUUUAAUUUGGUUUUCAAUUCCAGCUAAACCUGGCCAGGUAUGUCAGGAUGUUGUGAAGUUUAAUUGGCAUGUCUCUGUUAGUUAUGAAUUUAUGCUUCUUUAAUAGUAUCUCUUAUUUAUUCAUAUUUAAAGUAAUAUUGUCUUUGAAAAUGGAGAUUUUUAACUUACUGAUUAACACUGCAAAUUAUUAUAAAAUAUUGCUAUAGGCACACAGUUAAAAAAAAAACAGGAUUUGUAUAGCCUCUAAGGGUGAUUUGAACUUCAUUUUGCCAACAUACAUUCUUUAGCCUGAAAUGAAAAUUGAAAUUCUUUAUUCAUUAAUAUUUUGGGGGGCUCACAAAAUUUUAAUAAAAUGUUCUAUAGUAUGUCUGUUUCACUUGACAAUUUUUACUUUGUUUUCGUUGUUAUCUUUUAUUUUUAACUUUGCCAGACUAUGUAUUAUAAAACUUUAAAAAAUUGACCCUAGACCACUAAGCCUUCAACAGUUUAUUUAUUGUCAGCUGCUAUGAUCAUAUUGAUUCUUGUGUAACAUACAUUAAAUUUUAUAAGUAUUUUGAAA